GGCGAGCGGCAGCCACAGCGGCGUGUUUACAAACUUGCGGGGAGCCGCGACCGGCCCUCGCGUUCUACGUCAUCACUUGGCGACGCGACGGGCGCCCAGAAGGCACAAACUUGCCGCCCCGCGAGGGCCGAGGCCGCGGCGUCCACCCGGCGCCGCUCCUAGUGGCUCAGGACUCAAACCUCCCCCCCCCCCGGCCCCCCGCCCCGCGUUUUCGCGCGGACAGAGACCGCGAUGGACUGUCAGCAGGCGCCGGGGAGUCACGCCACCCUCGCGCUCGCCCAGGCCCGCUUCCUGAAGGGCGAGUACGCCGAGGCCGAGGCGCUGUACUCGGUUUACAUCCGCCAGUGCGCCUGCGCGGCCCCGGGGGGCGCGACGCCGAGCCCCGAGGACUUGGCUACUGCAUAUAACAACAGGGGGCAGAUCAAGUACUUGAGGGUUGAUUUCGACGAAGCCAUGGAUGACUACACAUCCGCCAUAGACGUCCAACCCACUUUCGAAGUCCCCUAUUACAACCGAGGGCUGAUACUCUACAGACUGGGAUGUUUUGAUGAGGCGUUGGAAGACUUCAAGAAGGUCUUAGACUUAAAUCCCGGGUUUCAAGAUGCUACCUUGAGUUUAAGACAGACUCUUCUAGACAAAGAAGAAAAACAAAGAAGAAAUUACUGAAGACAAUGGAAAUGUAAUUGAAAUAUCAAGUCAUAAUUGAAAGAUUUGAAAUGUAAUCGAGAUAUCGAGCCUUGUUUCUGGUAUCUUGUCUUCUAUUAUUGAAAGUAGGUAUUGAGCUAUUUGGAUAUAUGUGUAAGAUAAAUGGAGGCUUUAGUGCUGAAAAUUAAGGUACUUAAUGCUAACUUAAAAUUGAGGAACUUUUGAAUAAGCAUGCUUUUAAAUAAGUGUAGAUAAAAAUAGCAGUGUGCAAUUGAUAUAUGGCCACAGUAAAAUAUUUGAAGAAAGGUG
This is a messenger RNA of Erinaceus europaeus (western European hedgehog), 954 nucleotides long. It is a transcript of the gene TTC32, whose product is annotated as tetratricopeptide repeat domain 32. NCBI's taxonomy places the organism in Eukaryota, Metazoa, Chordata, Mammalia, Eulipotyphla, Erinaceidae. The transcript is spliced from 3 exons. Bases 232 to 666 code for a protein of 144 amino acids. Gene Ontology annotation, molecular function: protein binding. The record is from RefSeq and is a predicted model, not a curated record.